Ordospora pajunii is the source of this 1038-nucleotide messenger RNA. RefSeq lists its product as uncharacterized. Bases 1 to 1038 code for a protein of 345 amino acids. Lineage: Eukaryota; Fungi; Microsporidia; Ordosporidae. The transcript has a single exon. The record is from RefSeq and is a predicted model, not a curated record.
AUGAAUGGCUGUGAGCACGAUGAUGGAGACAGGAGCAAUGAGGAUGGAAGGGGAUGUCUGAGCUACGGAGAUAUUGAAAGGAGGCGUAAAGAAAUGGUAAGCCAGCAUGCAUACAGGCUGCUUCAGCAGAGAGAAAUGACCAAUAAAAGCAUUGAGCAGGAGCUAAGUAGAUAUGCACAGGAGGACGUGAUUAUGGCCAAUCUUAACAAGGUAACUGACGAACCGGCCAAUGAAGUAGAGAGCUGUGUAUCUGCUAUUGCUAUGAACUAUGACUCGCAAAGUGCACAGCUAAUAGCUGAAAGAGCAGCCAGUGAGCACAAAAAUAUUGAAAGCACAGUAGCUUUGGAUGCAUCGCAAGAAUACUGCACAAACAUUAUUUUCUCAAAUGAGUUUGUAUCCAGGUUUAUAUUGAACAGGAGGUAUGUAGAGAUAGAAGAGAGUAUCUGCAGGGAAAAGCUUGUGAUGCCAAGAUCGAUGCAAAUCCAAAUAAAGAUGCAAAUCAACAAAAGGUUGUCUCAGGUGAGUGGAAACGUCGGGCAAGUGGACAGGAUAUUUAAUGUACUGCGUGAAUAUUCAAACUCAUACUUGUUUAUCGAAACAUUUGUAUUGAAGCUUAUUGAGCAGGGGAGGAUACAAGUAAGUUCAUGUCCAAAUUCAUACAGAGAGUUUUCUGUGCUUUUUUGCAAAUUUUUCACAGUUGAAUUGAUGGAGUAUUUCCGAGUGGUUUUGUUUACGAUGAAGGCAACAAUAAACACAGUGCGUGGGAUGUACGGAAUAUACUUUGGAGUAUUGGAAAUAUUGGGAGAAGCCGACGAGGCGUGGUUUUUUAUUGCAUCUGUGCUGAACUCUGAGCAGAACGAAAUGUCUUGCUAUGUUGUUGAGUGUUUCUUUUCGAUUCUUGGCAAGAUGCUUUUUGCAAGAUGCAGAGGGCCGUUCAUCAAGCUAGUCGAGUAUACCAGGAAGUACUACAUCCGUGACAUGAGAAAUGAACCUUGUAAAAUACGCAUGCUAUCUAUUCUUGGAAAGUACAAUCUGUAA